GCGACUGCACCAAGGGCGUCGUCUUCGCCCUUAACUGCACACUCCCUCUUGCCGGAGUUUAUCAGAGCGGUGUAGUGUUCAAUCCACGUGUUUAUAUGCCGUCCACUGCGGCCACCACCUCCUUGCCUCGCCGCGCCUUUGUCGCCUGCCUCUACGCGGGCUGCGCGACCGGCAGCUUUUACGGCUUUGGCAUCUACGGCGGAGCCAUCCAGUCUUCGCUCGGGCUCUCAGACGCCUCGUUGGCAAACAUCAACACCGUCCCUUACGCGCUCGGCUUUGUGAGCGCGCCGCUCGCGGGGCGCGUGACCAAGGCCUUUGGCCCCGCAGCCGGCCUGCUGCUCGGCGGCGCCAUCCAGGCCGCGCUGCAAGUUGCCAUGUAUGCGAUCGCCACCGGAGCCGCGCCGACCGGAGCGAUCGACCCGGGCACCGCGCUCGUGCUGUGCGCCUGCGUAGUGUACGUCGGCGGACAGCUCAUCUCCUCGGCCGCCUUCUCGACGCCCGUGCUCCACUUCCGGCGCAAGCGCGGUCGCGUCGUCUCUCUUGUCAAGGCUUUCGUCGGCCUGUCGGGCGCCGUCGUCUCGCAGGCGUACGUGGUCGCCUUCGGCGUGCCCUCCCGCGAGCCGGGCGCGCUGCGCUGCCUCCUGAUCUGGGCGGCCAUCAGCGCCGGCACCUGCUUCUUCGGCGCUGCAUGCAUUCCUCGCAGCCCAAGCCAGCAGUCGCGCGAGCCCGCGGCGCUGCUCCGGCUCUGCUUCUGGCUGCUCCUGCUGCUGUGCGGCGCGAGCAUGGCCGCCUCCCUCGCGCGCACGCAGCUCUCGCUGCCGCAGAUGCUCCGCCGCCCAGACUCGUGGCUGCUGUGGCUCGCCGGAUGCGCCGCCAUCGGGGGAGGGAACUUCUUUGCGACCAACGUCGGCCAGCUGGUCCGCGCGAGCGGCAGCCACCCCCAGCUGGUCGCGCAGCUCGUCACUCUCUUCUCGACGGGGAACAUGCUCGGGCGGCUGGUCGGCUGCGACGCGCGCGGGCGGUCGCGGUGCGGCAUCGUCGUCAUGCUCUGCGUCGGGAUGGCGGCCGCACACGGGCUGCUGCUGGCGGCGCAGCUUCCGGUGGCGCAGCUGCCGCACGCCGCGCGGGGGGAGGUGCUCCACGGUCCGCCAUCGGCGCCGGCGCACACGCACACGCUGCUGCUCGCCGGGGCCCUCCUCGCGGGCACUUCCUUCGGCACCAUCUGGCCGCACCUCGUGGUGCUCGCGUCGGAGCUGUUUGGCUCGGACCACCUGCACACAAACUACCUCUUUUACGACGGCGGCUGCGGCGCCACCGGCACUCUGCUCCUCGCCAACCUGCUGCCGCGCCUCUUCCACCGCCGCGUCGCGGCCUCCUCCUCCGCCUCGUGCGACGCCUCGUGCUUCGUCAAGGCGCACGCCGCCAUCGCCGCCAUCGCGCUCGCCGGCGCCGUCGCCGCCGUCGUCCUCGCGCGCCGCUCCGCGCCCCUCUAUACGCGCAUCGGCCUCUCGCUCGAAAAGUCGCGGCAGAAGCGCCGCGGCAUGACCAAGCGCGCCCAAAGCGCUUGGUCCUUGUCGCAGGCCAUCGCCUCUGGCGCUGACCCCUUGCCCUCGGCAUCGCCCUCGCCCUCGCCCUCGCCGUGACCCUUCCGUUUGCUCCUCCGCCCCAUCCAUGUUUGUGGCUGAGGGAGUGAACGAGAGUUCGGCUCUUCACCUGCACAUCUCUCUGCGCCCCCCGCGCGUACGAUUGUGCGCGCCUC
Molecule: messenger RNA, 1759 nt
Organism: Emiliania huxleyi CCMP1516
Lineage: Eukaryota; Haptophyta; Isochrysidales; Noelaerhabdaceae
Exons: 6
Coding region: 96-1643 (515 amino acids)
Cellular component (GO): membrane
Source: RefSeq, a predicted model, not a curated record